This is a messenger RNA of Prunus mume (Japanese apricot), 1222 nucleotides long. Its product is annotated as bax inhibitor 1. Gene Ontology annotation, biological process: negative regulation of apoptotic process. Gene Ontology annotation, cellular component: membrane. NCBI's taxonomy places the organism in Eukaryota, Viridiplantae, Streptophyta, Magnoliopsida, Rosales, Rosaceae. The record is from RefSeq and is a predicted model, not a curated record.
CCCAAAAAAAAAAAAAAAUCAUAAAACAGCUAGAAGUUUCCACGAAACCGAAGACCUUCGGCCCCUAUAAAUUCCAGAUCCCACCUCACAACCCCUUUUCAGUUUUCAGUUUCUCAGCAAAUUCUCUCGCAUUUUCUUGUAACGAAGCAAUAUGGACGCGUUCACAUCAUUCUUCGAUUCCCAAACGUCUUCAAGAAACCGCUGGAACUUCGAGUCUCUCAAGAACUUCCGUCAGAUCUCUCCUGUUGUUCAGAAUCAUCUCAAGCUGGUCUACCUCACCUUAUGCUGUACUCUCAUCGCUUCAGCUGCUGGAGCUUACCUGCAUAUCCUAUGGAACAUUGGAGGCCUUGUAACUUUACUUGGCUGCUUAGGAUGUAUGAUCUGGGUACUCGCCACCCCUCAUUAUGAAGAGAAAAAGAGGGUUUCUCUACUUAUGGCUGCUGGUCUCCUUGAGGGAGCUACUCUUGGUCCUUUGAUUGAUCUGGCCAUUGCGAUUAAUCCAAGUGUCCUGAUCAGUGCAUUUGGGGGAACUGCUCUGGCCUUUGGUUGUUUCUCAGCAGCAGCCAUGUUGGCAAAGCGCAGAGAAUACCUUUACCUGGGGGGCUUGGUUUCCCUGCUCCUCUGUGUGCGUUUUGUUUCUUCGUUCUUGGGGGGUUCCGCAGCCAUGUAUAAGUUUGAGUUGUACUUCGGGCUUCUGAUUUUCGUGGGGUACAUGGUAGUUGACACGCAAGAAAUGAUUGAGAAGGCACACAAUGGUGACCUGGACUAUGUGAAGCAUGCCAUGACCCUUUUCAGUGACUUCAUUGCUGUUUUUGUGCGCGUACUCAUCAUCAUGUUGAAGAACUCACUUGAGAAGAAUGAGAAGAAGAAGAAGAGGAGGGAUUGAGCAUUUGCAGGCCAAUGAUGAAAAGGGUUGAUCCAUCUUCUCCUCCAGUAACAACGCAAUGAAUGCAAUGCAAAAAAAAUCAAAUCACUUUGUCUAUAGAGUUUUCCAUAUCUGACCUUUAAAACAAACUGUUUUGAGAUAUAUUCCCCCUACUCUUUUGUGGGAGGUGGUAGUAGACUGAUAGUGUUGUCUAGUUCUUGUUGAUAUGUUACUUUGAAAACAUGUUUUGGAAUUUGGAUGACAUUUUCUUGGCUUUCUUUUCCUAUUUUUACUUUUGCUAUCUCCCAUUUCCGGAGAAGAAAUUCAUGCAACGGGAUUAGGAACUUAUUUACCAAA